Molecule: messenger RNA, 1506 nt
Organism: Saccostrea echinata
Lineage: Eukaryota; Metazoa; Mollusca; Bivalvia; Ostreida; Ostreidae
Product: probable peptidoglycan muropeptide transporter SLC46
Exons: 1
Coding region: 1-1506 (501 amino acids)
Biological process (GO): transmembrane transport
Cellular component (GO): membrane
Molecular function (GO): transmembrane transporter activity
Source: RefSeq, a predicted model, not a curated record
AUGUUGUCGUGUGGAUCGAGUAUCAUCGUUGUCUACAUAGUUUUCUUUCUCUAUAAAACUGGAGAGUCCAUGUUGGAUGCGACGACACUACCGUAUUUGGUUCGUGCUGUAUGCUAUAAAAUAUUUAAGGAUAAUGAGAAUAGCACAAUGUGUAUGAACUUAGACAAGAACCAUGAACUGGAAGACAUCAUACAGAAACAAUCUGGAAAUUAUCUGAUUUAUCAUAGACUACUACAAAAUAUUCCAGCCAUUGCAGUAUCGUUAUUCUGUGGGUCAUACAGCGAUCGAUACGGCAGAAAAAUCCCCACAGUGCUACCAAAUCUGGGAACCAUUUUUGCAGUGGUGUUAUAUUUUGCAAGCAACCUGGUUCCGGAGUACAGGAUAGGUAUUUUUCUCAGUGGUUCUGCUCUACAAGGAUUGUUUGGAAAUAGGUCUGUGAUUACAAUGGCAGUCUAUGGCCUCGUAUUCGAUUUAUCCAAGGAGAAAAACCGCACGAGGAAUCUUGGACGAUUGCUUGCUAUGAACUUUUUUGGUCUAACAUUGGGAGCGCUGUUUUCUGGUGUAUUUCAAGAUGUUCUUGACAUUAAUUCCGCCUUUGCGUCGAUUUUGGUGCUUCAUGGGACCGCGAUCCUCUUAACAAUUGUUCUAGUUCCUGGAACCAAGGAAAAGAAAGAUUCAAUGGCUAAAAAUAAUAAAGAGGGAGCCGAGGAAGCAAGCUAUGCUUUAUGUGAUUUGUUCCGCCCUUCAAACGUUAAGGAGACUAUAGCAGUAAUGUUUAAGUCGCGUUCAGAGAACAAAAGAAUCAUUCUCAUUAUAUUAUUCAUUAUGUCCGUGGUGAAUCAAACAUGUAGAGCUGGAGAGGUAGAUGUUAAAUUUUUAUUUGUAACGAGAAGUCCCUUAAGCUGGCCAAAGUCUUGGUAUGGGUAUCUCCUGUCAUCUGAUUACGCAACAAUGGGGUUUGGAUUACUUUUGAUCAUGCCUUUGCUCUGCAAUAAGUUAGAGCUUUCAGAUGUCACAAUCAUGAUGCUUGCUAUUGGUUCUCAAAUCGCUAGACUAAUAUUUAUGGGUGUCAGUGAUGAAUUAUGGACGAUUGUUGUCUCUGUUGUGGUUGGUGUCUUGACUGGUGUGGUUUCCUCCGCCCUGCGCUCCAUGAUUGGUAAGGCUGUGCACGUGGAGGAGGCGGGGAAGAUUUUCUCUCUCGUGUCAUGCGGAGAAACAUUAUCCAAAUUCUUAGGCCCUUUAGUAUUUGUCAAUAUAUACAAUGCUACAGCUGACAUAUUCCCUGGUAUAUCCUUUUUGGUAGAGGUAUCCAUCUUUGUAAUUAUGUUAGUGGUAUUAGGGGCUAUGUUUAAACAGUUGCGAGCCCUUCAUAACUUGCUGACCAACAUCACUGUCCACGUCGUUUCCAAAAGUGAUCAGAGACAAUCAAUAACUAAUGAUAAGCAGGACAUUCCACCACAGUCUAACUUUCCAUCACAGGAGGACAAGAAAGAGUUAUAUAUAUAA